Molecule: messenger RNA, 5712 nt
Organism: Solea senegalensis (Senegalese sole)
Lineage: Eukaryota; Metazoa; Chordata; Actinopteri; Pleuronectiformes; Soleidae
Product: G patch domain-containing protein 8-like
Exons: 5
Coding region: 228-4625 (1465 amino acids)
Cellular component (GO): nucleus
Source: RefSeq, a predicted model, not a curated record
CUCUUUUUCCCUGUUACUCUACAGGCGCUCAUUCAUGUGUUCAUGCCCGACCGACGACAGUAUGCCCAGCUCAGACUCACGCGGCGGAGCUCGACAGACACUUCCAAAUAGAGGACAGUAGGAGUGAGACUUUGUGCUCCGGCCGCGCUCUCACCGGGACAGCAUCCGUGCGUAACCCGACAUCCAGGACCAGACACUUCUAUACCCACUUCCCAACAAGCCUCUCCAUGGGUCCAAAACCCCGCGAGGCGCCCGGGAUGGCGUGCAGCGCGUGUUACUAUCUAGUCAUCAGCUCCACGCACCUGACCAAUGGACACUUUCGACGCGUCAAGGGAGUUUUCAGAGGACCACUGUGUCCAACAGCAAGCAGUGACUCACCGGAACGUACAGACGGGGCUUUGGGUUGCUCAUUGGAGGACUUGAAGGCUCUUUUCUACUGUGAGCUGUGUGACAAGCAGUACCUCAGACACCAGGAGUUUGACAACCACAUCAACUCUUACGACCACGCACACAAACAGAGGCUGAAGGACCUCAAGCAAAGGGAGUUUGCUCGCAACGUGGCCUCAAAAUCAUGGAAGGACCAGCGCAAACAGGAGAAGGCUGUCAGGCGGCUGCACCAACUAGCACAGCUGCAACAGGAAACUCAGCGAGACUCAGUGAGGACAUACGGGCUAAGAAGUAGAGUCAGGGCUGCGUGCCAACAGCGAGAGAGAGACCACAGUCCUGAAGAAAAACCUGAACCUUUUAACCACAUCCAGCGAUCGUAUGCUACGCAAACCAGCACAGCUGGUCUCAGUAAACUACCUGAAGAUCCAUGCCGAGCUCCUUGCCAAGCAACGUUGGCUACCGCAGAGUCCACACUAAUCACACAUCCAGAAUCCAAUACAGACCCCCAUGUGGUAAUCCAGCCAUCUUGUACAGGCUCAUAUCCCCAGCUGCCUCUCCCUGAGCGGGAGAGAGUUGGUGGCAGACUUGGGGUGUCCUUCUGCUUCUCCCGCAGGGGACCCAGGCUGGAACCAUCUGCCUCUGUCUUCUCAGACCUCGAGGAGGAAGAAAGAGAAAAGAGGGAGCAAAUGAAAGAAAGGAUAAAAGAAAUAAUGGAUGAUACUGACAGGGAGAUUGGGGCCGCAGAGGAGAGGAAGCAGGGCAUGAGUGAAAGGCAUAAGUCUAACUCUGACAGUGUUGGACCAAGCGAAGCGAGGUCAAUCCCUGGAGAGACAGUGAGAGAAGAGGAGGAGAUUGCAAAAACAGACGUCGUAAAAGAACACCCUCUUAUUUCCACAGCAGCAUCCAAUAAUCACACCCACAAUUCAUUAUUCUCACCAUCACAGACCCAGGUGACCGUACGGGCCAGAGAAGUAGCAGGGGCACACAUGGAUACAGAAGAGACAGACAGUGAUACGGAGGUAAAGGCACAAACAGAAGCAAGGAGGGAGGAGAGUGAGCACAUGUCUGUGCUAGGGAAAGAUGGCUCCACCCAGCUGAGAUGGCCUGUCAGUUUACUUAAGUUCACUAAGUGUCAACCGCACAUUUCCUUCAGCUGCAACCCACUCCACUUGAAACCCCAACGACCAGAACAACUCACAGAUGAUCGGCAGGCGUUACAACAGAAUCAGCUGUGUGCUCUCGCAGAUCAAUCAAGCUCCUGCGUGUCAGUUACUCUCAUAUCAGAUGCUCACUCCAGCUCACAAAGACAGACAAGACACGAGGUGAGUGCGCCGGAACAGACAAUUGCAGAGGAGAAUUCCAAGGCAGAGCAACACAUUGAUGUGGAGACGAAAGCACACCUGUUCCACACAAAAAAAACAUCGGAAACAGGAGCUGAAAGAGAAAGAUGCAGUUUAAGUGUGGAGAACUGUGUGAGGGCAGCCUCCCAUCCAUUUGACCCUGCCAAUAGUGACAGCUCUGACACAAACUCCCAGAAUCCUCUGGGAGGAAGAUUAGGGGUUGCAAGAGGGAUAAGGGAAAGAGCCAUCACAGCCCUGAGCUGCAAAUUAGAGUCUGUCACCCAGUCUGGCACACAGGGGAUGUGCAUUAGCCCAUCCAGGUGUGAGUGUAGGAGUAAGGCAACGUCUGAGUGUGCCGGUGCUCCGGCGCUGUACGUGCGUGCCUCAGAAGUGUCACGCAAAAAGAGGAAAGCCAGCACAAAGAAAUACAACCUGGGAAAGAAGAAGCCGAGCGAAGAAGAAAAAGCUUCAAAGAAGUGCCAAUCAACAAGGUGCAAAGUGAGGAGUGUUGUCUCUACAGUCUCCACCGUCAGAGAAGGGAAGGGAAAGGCUGCAGGGAGCUGGGGGAAGAAACGGAGGCAAAAGCAACGUAGGGAAGUGAGGAUGAGGUGUGGGGUGCAGAGAGCAGGGAGCAGUUGUCUCCAGGGGAGGUGUGAGGCUAAGCCAGUAUCUGUCUCUGUCCGGAAGAAGAGGCCCCACAGGAGCCACAGCACUGACUCCCAGUCACAGCCAGAAGACUGCGGCGCUUACUCCAGACUCACCAGACACACAGCAGACAGAGACACCGAGGGGGAGGGAAAGCGAGACGGCGUUGCAGUGCCUUUUCCUCGGCGGUCUCACUUCUCCUUACACUCCUUCUCACCAGGAUGCGACUCAAAGCAGUUUUGGGAAAAGGGUCACCAUAGCAACCCCAGGAGUUUCAUUGACGGCUGUUACCGUGACAACAACUGUGGUAGCGGCCCAGCGAGAAAGAGAGAACUCCCCCACAAGGACAGGAAAUUCAUUCAUAGCAGGAGGAAGAGUUCGAGGCAUUGUGAAGUCUGGGAAGAGAGGGGCAGGAAAAUGGGAGGGAAUUCAAGCAGCAGACACAGAGACUUAAUAUCAGACACAGAGCAGUGGGAGUGGUUAACAGGAAAGUGCACAGGAGGUAAUGAGCAGGGCAGGUCAAUGACGGGGUGGAGAUCAAGAAAUAGAGCAGUAGAGAGGGAUCAGGUGGUCAGGUUUAGCCCCAGCACCAGCAGCUGGGGCAGGAGAGGCAGACAUGUUAGCACAGAGGAUGCAGACUGGGACAGGUGCAGUGUGGACAGAUGGACAUGGGGCAGCAGCGACAGCUGGGAGGACAGGGGAGCGCACAACUCCACGUUAGCCUCCAGAACAGGGGCUGACAGCAGAGACAGCCUGGGCUGUGUGUGGAGAAGCACAGGCACCAGACCCUCAAACUCCAGACACUUCUCCAGCCCUGAGUGGUGGACAAGCAGGCAGACGUACAGCCCCCAGAGUGUGAUCAACACAAGAGCAAGCAGAUGUUUUAGCCCACGCUCCUGCAGCCCCUGCAGUAGCACUAGCGUCUCCGAGCUGAGCUGGGAGUGGAGCAGGAGCAGCACCUGCUCAGAGGUUACAGUAGACGGGCUGCAGUCAUCAGAAGCGACAGGUCUCUCAUUGGAGCCCCCACAAGAGGCAAAAAGGCAGAGGAGGAGUUCCAUACCCACUACACCCGACAUUACAUCUUGUUCCUCCGCUCCCACAGUUCCAGGUCUUAAAAUGCACCAAUGUCAAACAACAAAUCCUUUUCAGCUAGAAGAGGCAAAUUCACAGUCUGAUCUCACCCCUGGAUCCGCAGCCUCUGUCACUACAGGCAGCUCAGGCAUAUCUCUUCAAGGACUAUCCCCCAGUAAGUCUUUACCACAGAAACAAGCUCGAACGUUGUUUCUGCCCCUCAUUGGAAAACUACCUGCGAUGCAGAGAAAAGCCAGAAGGAAAAAGUGGCUGCUGGAGAAGAGUCAGGACAAAGAGGGAGAAGAGGAAGAGGAAGCUAAGUGUAUUGGAGUGGGCCCAGAAGCAGUCAUUGACAGUCGGCAGCAUUCUCUGGACAUGGCUGAGUCCAAACCCAGAAGCAUGCCAAAUCUCUGCCCAUCACAGUUUAGGACUGACGACAAGCAGACAGGUGGAGAGACAGCAGCGCCAAUCAGCUUUACUGCUGAGGAGAUUGACAAAUAUCGCCUCCUGCAAGAGCAGGCAAGAGAGCACAUGCAGAAAGUUUUGGAAAAGAUGCAGGAGAGUGCAGAGGCACGCAAAGAGACAAACUACACACACACCACACAAGGAGAGAACUGUGGAACUGCAGGGGAACAAUACACACCUGUACCUGCAACCCUGCACAACCACUCACAGCCUCAAACCCAGUCAAUUCACACAGACAUGAUGCAGACACAAGCACAGCACGCCCUUCAGGACAGGCUCCCACUCCUACAUGUGCCCGCACACGAGAGCUUUACUCAGCCCAUGACUCUGGGUGUCCCUAACCUCCCCCCUCUGCCAUCCUCCCCCCUUCAUCACAUUAUUUUACAACACACAGGCCUCUCCAUGCCCCCGUCCUCCUCAUCCUCUUCCACCUCAGCCCCGUCCCCUGCCAUCCAUCCACAUCGUGCCAUCCAACCACAUCCACUUCCACCCAUCCACCCCUCCCUCUCUCAUCACCUUCACCUCUCUCCUUUCUCCAUCUCCUCCCUGUUUCCCUCCAUCCUGCUGUCCCAUCAACCCAUCACUCUCCUCCCACAGUCCGCUGCUUUCCACGCCACGCAACUGGCUCCCCUCUCCCCAGUAGCACUUCAACCCUUGAACCCUCAGCCUUUCAUGGACAGAGUCUGGCCAUUGAGGUUUCAACAGAAGGCGCUAUGAUUUUCAUAGAGCGGCUGCCAUGUUUAUUAAUCUUCCUUGGCAACACGGACUGGUGAGAGGAGGAACUUUAUACUCCAACUCUUCUGCUCAUAUGCACUCACAAAUUAAAGUUUGUUUCACUGUUUAGCCUCUGCUGUGUUGCACCAGACAGUGAGAAGAGAAGGCUUUGAUCUUUUCCUUUUCAACCAUUUCUCAUUCAGGCCCAGAAUAAAAAGGAAAAGUGCACCUGCAAUUCAAAGACAAACUGGGCUGGUGUCAUCCUCUCUGUUUCCUGCUGAACCACACACAGAUCAACUGCCUUUUGAAGUAUCAUUCAUGCAGGGAGAGGGGUGGGGGUCACAAUAAAGUGAUACUCUAUCCCUAGCUCCAUUUCAUACGGGUUAUCUUACUCUGAGUGGGACUUUCAACAAACAUAAAUAACAUUCAAGGGACUGGGGCCAGACUACAGUCAUAUUACAACCGUGUGUGUGUGCAUGUGUGUGUGUGUGUGUGUGUGUGUGUGCGAUAGAGAUAAUUAUAGAAAGACACACACAUCAUAAGAGCUCAUUUCCAUAUCUGACAUCUGUUUUGUCUCUAUAGUGUAAAUAUCCUGACAGUGAGUGAUGACACUAGAUUCACAGGAAACAAUACCAUAAAGGAUGAACUUAACCUUUAGCAGUAGAUGAAUAUUAGACACCUGGUGGCGUCAGUGACACAAGCACUCCAGAAACCUUUCAAAUUCAUCCGUGGCAAGACAUUUUUCUUUCAUGUAGCAUUUAACAAAUCAAUUGCUGGGACGGCAAUGAAUGAACCUGAGCUGUAACAUUAAACCUUGGUUGAAAAUAAUUUUGUCUCUCUGCCUGAUUCGCAAUGAUUUUACAACAUCACCCACAUACAGAAUUUAUACACUGUGGUUUAUCAUUUUCUCACAGUGAGAGUCCAGAGUCUUUAUAAGAUGACAGAGCAGUGGUUCCAAGCCUGUCAAUGUUAUGAUCCUUCAAUAUGAUGUAAUGUGUGACCCUUUGUCAAAGUGUUCAGAACUGUACGCAUUGAAGAUGUUGGAGCAUGAAAAAAAAAAAGAAUAGGGAGUAUUAUUAUUUUUUUUAAA